Messenger RNA from Thamnophis sirtalis, 3559 nucleotides. The record is from RefSeq and is a predicted model, not a curated record. NCBI's taxonomy places the organism in Eukaryota, Metazoa, Chordata, Lepidosauria, Squamata, Natricidae.
UAAGUCUCGGUGGUGGUUGAGGGAGGAAGCCGAGCCCGGUUCCAGGCGGGCUGGGUGUCUGUGUCACCUGCUCUUUCCUUGUGCCCGAUCUUCCUUGUUGUGGGACUCAGCGUCAAGUGUAGGAGUUCCUGCGGUGGAAACCGGAGCUUUCAUUCUUGCAUUAACCCUCCCCCCUUUAAAAAUCGGGUGCAUACAGCCCCCCUCUCUUCCAAGUACUGAUAUUUAUGCUCUUGCCUUUUGCUGAGUAGUGCUCGGAAUGAUUGCUCCAUUACCAUUGGCGAAGCUCAUCAAACCGAAAACCUAACACUUUGCAGAUGUUUAUUAAUGAUGAGCCUUGUUUCUUUUCCUAUUUGCUAUAGGCAAAGGUGAUGACCAGUGACUAACAGAUAAAUUUUGGAGUCUGGCUUCAUCUUGUUUGAUAUGUCAUUCACCAUGGAGAAUGUAGCCAUUAGGAGUCAAAGACCACUUGAGGGCACAUAAUCCUAUAUUAUAGUUUUCUAAUAUACUUUUCCUUUAGUUGUUUGAGUCGACAAAUGUCACUCAAUCCUUUUUUUUUCCUUCCCAGAACAACAGCUCUGUGAAGUGGUUUGGCCUGAAGGAUGCUCCUGAACUUCAGGAUCAUCUAAUCCAACCAGAGUUUUGGCCCUUCAAGAAAAAUCUUCCAGGAAAUUCUGUACAUGAUACCCCAGUUGCAAGAUGAUAGGAAAGGCAAUAUCAAAAGGCACCUAUAUUGUGGAAGAGCCUGUAGAUGCCCCCUCUAACCUUCUAGAAAGUAAUGAAGACUAGUCAAUUCCAGAAGAUCUUUUAGGAAAGGCUGCAUAUCAUCUGGCUUAUUAGCUAUUUUAUUUAUUAGCUAUAUAUCUUUCCCUUCAUACAGGAACAUACAUAAUGUUCUCCAUAACAACAGCCCUUCGAACUAAGUUGGGCUGAAAUGUUAUAAUUGACCCAAAAUUGGCUAGUGGGCUUCCACAGCUGAAGGUGCGCUAGAACCUUCUAGAAUCUAGUCCAAUACCACAAUGGCUCUCCAAUUUUUACUGUUAGGCUGCUUAUUGGCUUUGGAUCAAUUUUGUAAGUUACCAUGGUCAUUUUAACUGUUUAUAUAUUGUCAUGCAUCUAAACAAAUUUCUAUUAAUUAAAUUAAAUUAAUCAUUUAAUUAAAGGAAUACCCUCCAGGGAACUUUUAUGGAUGUGGAUGGAUUUGAAUCUAUAUUUCCAUUUUCAGAGGCCUCAGUUGUAAUCCUCCACCUAAUUGAAUAUAACUUACAAAUAAUGUCUCCUGAAGUUGCUUUAAACAGAAUUUCUCCAUCACUUUCUCCUUUGAUUUCCAAUGUGGUCAGAAAUGGAAAAGUGGGAUUGGAUGCAACUAACUGUUUAAGGAUUACUGAUCUGAAAUCUGGCUGCACAUCUUUAACUCUUGGACCCAACUGUGAUCGAUUUAAAUUACAUAUUCCAUAUGCUGGAGAAACUUUAAAAUGGGAUAUAAUUUUUAAUGCCCACUAUCCUGAGUUGCCACCUGACUUUAUCUUUGGAGAAGAUGCUGAAUUUUUACCUGAUCCUUCUUCCUUACAUAAUUUGGCCUGCUGGAAUCCUUCAAAUCCUGAAUGUCUCCUGCUUGUUGUAAAGGAACUUGUACAACAGUAUCACCAGUUUCAAUGUAGCAGAUUACGUGAGAGCUCUCGGCUCAUGUUUGAAUAUCAAACAUUACUUGAAGAACCUCAGUAUGGAGAGAACAUGGAAAUUUAUGCUGGCAAAAAGAACAACUGGACUGGUGAAUUUUCAGCUCGGUUCCUUCUGAAAUUGCCAGUGGACUUCAGCAAUAUCCCUACCUACCUUCUCAAGGAUGCAAAUGAAGACCCUGGAGAAGAUGUUGCUCUUCUUUCAGUCAGUUUUGAGGAUACCGAAGCUACUCAGGUUUUUCCCAAAUUGUACCUUUCUCCUCGAAUUGAACAUGCUCUUGGUGGAUCGUCUGCUCUUCUCAUUCCUGCUUUUCCAGGUGGAGGCUGCCUCAUUGAUUAUGUUCCCCAAGUAUGCCAACUGUUAACCAACAAGGUUCAAUAUGUUAUCCAGGGUUACCAUAAGAGAAGGGAAUAUAUUGCAGCAUUUCUUAGUCAUUUUGGAACUGGAGUGGUAGAGUACGAUGCUGAGGGUUUCACAAAACUCACUUUGCUGCUGAUGUGGAAAGAUUUUUGCUUUCUUGUUCACAUUGACUUGCCACUGUACUUUCCUCGAGAUCAGCCAACAUUGACGUUUCAGUCUGUCUAUCAUUUUACGAAUAGUGGAGAACUAUAUUCUCAAGCCCAGAAAAACUAUCCCUAUAGUCCACGAUGGGAUGGCAAUGAAAUGGCCAAAAGAGCAAAGGCUUACUUCAAAUUAUUUGUCCCUCAGUUCCAGGAGGCAGCUUUUGCAAAUGGAAAACUCUAAAAAAAAGGGGGGGGGAAACAACCUCAUCCUGAGAAAAUGCCAAACAGAUUCUUGUGCCCACAUGCUUGUCAACAGAUUGCAAGAUAACUUCCUGAAGCCUGGGCUUCAGCAUUUAUUGGCGGAGGUUUCGCCUCUGCAGUUUCAUUGUGAUCGUCAUAGACCGACUGAAUGAGAACUUUGGCUGAUUGACUUCAAUACAGGGUCUUUUUUCCCCUCUAUUUUCUUUUCCUAUAUGCAGAAAUGUUGCUUCAUUACUUGCUUGGUGGAAGCUCAAAAUAUAUUGAAUAAAUGUGAUUUUUUCCCCUUCCUUUUAUUUUUUUUUCUAAAUUUCUUUUUCUAUGACAAUGUUUAGAGGUUUUAGGGUUUUUUCGUGAAUUUCUGCAUGCUGGAAUUUCUGACACAUUAAAAGCACACUGAAAAUAAAUGUACAAUAAAUCUGUCAUAUUAUGUCUGUCUCCUAAGUUGAUUCUCAUGGGAAAGAGAAGGUAUGCAAUCGGAUCAGCCAUCAGUUGCUACAAAAGUGGGCAUACCGUUUUUAGCAACUUUACUUGCAAAUCUUAUUGGAGGAUUUAGUUUCAUAUUUUGUUAAGUACCAGAACAUAACUUGGCAAAAACUAUUUAGUUACAAAGAUGCUACAGAAAUGUGCACUAUUUAAACAGAAGUGUUUACUAAUUUGUUAAUUCUGUGACAUUUCUACAUACAAUCCUCAUAAGAAAUAAAUAAUUGAAAUAAUAUAGAACAUUUCCAAUUUCUAGAUUUAUACUUUAUAACGAUUCAAGCUACAUUUUUCAUUUUAACUGACAUUAGAGAACCGUACUAUUACUGGAUGCAUCAUAAUUUCUAAUAUAAAAAUAGGACAUUCAGUGUUAGAUACAUUUUUUUUCUUUCCUUUGAUAUAUUUAGGCAAAUCACUUGCCUCUGACUAGUAAUAGAGUAACUUCCCAUAUUUGUAAAUAGCAUCAAGGAUUUUCCAAAUGGAAUAUAAAGUUCAUGAUAUUGUAGAUAGCAUAUUAGCCAUAUACCUUAUUUCUCCAGAGAGUUAGGAAAUGAACUAACAAACAAAUGCACCAACUGUUUGAAAAACUGUUAUUGUAUGAAUGCAAAACCUGAUAUUUCAAUAAACUGCAAUUUAGUGAA